AUGGGCUGUUGCACAUCAACGAAAAAUAAAGUCAAUUCGAGUAUAAAAAUCACAAGCAGUCGGGACAUUUUUACAGAACAAGGAAUCUUUGUUCAACUAAAUAGAAACACUGUUGAAGAUGUUUAUGAAUUUGGCAAGUCUUUAGGACAUGGAGCUUAUGGUGAGGUUAGAGUUGUAACCCGCAAAGGAACUAACAUCGAAAGAGCUGUCAAAAUUAUACCUAAAGAGGGAGAUUUUCAAACCAAAGAGUUUUUAAAUGAAGUAAAAAUGAUGAAAAUUCUUGGUCAUCCAAAUACCGUUCAGAUUUAUGAAUAUUUUGAUAGCCCAAAAAAGUGCUAUUUAGUAAUGGAACUAUGCAAAGGAGGAGAAUUGCUUGAUGAGCUGAUCGAAAGAAACCAUUUUCAUGAAUAUGAUGCUGUACUAGUUAUGAAGCAAGUUUUCUCAGCAGUUAGUUAUUUGCAUAGUCGAAACAUUAUACAUAGAGAUCUAAAACCACAAAACAUUUUAUUAGAGAGUAAGGGAAAUACAAGCCAUAUAAAAAUUUCAGAUUUUGGAGCUGCAAUGAUAUAUGAAAAUAAUCAUAACGUAUCAGGAAUAAUUGGAACUCCAUUCUUUUUAGCGCCUGAAGUAAUUAAAGGACGAUAUACUUCAAAAUGUGACUUAUGGAGCUGCGGAGUUAUUCUCUAUUUACUACUUAGUGGUAGCUUUCCAUUUUCUGGAAACUCAAAUAAUGAAAUUUUUAAGUCUAUUUUAAAUGGGCACUAUAGUUUUAGUGGGCCACAAUGACUGUAUAUAUCAGCAGAUGCAAAAGAUUUAAUUUCUAAACUUCUUUGUCCUGAAAAAUCAAGACUUUCUGCAAAAGACUGUUUAGAGCAUCCUUGAAUUGUUAAAAGAUCUAGACCAUAUGGUGAUUCUGAUGGAACUGAAAAUGUAUUAAUAAACUUAAGAGCUUACCAAUGUAAAAGUAAAUUAAAAAGCGCAAUUCAAAUGUAUAUUGCUUCUCAGAUUGCAUCUGCAGAAGAAAUCAGCAAGCUAAAAGAAGUCUUUAUUGCUAUCGACACGAAUGGAGACGGAAAAAUCAGCAAAGACGAAUUAAGAAAUAAGUGCCUUAGUAUAAUGAAAGAAUCUGGCACAGAAGGUGAAGUAGACAAGAUUAUGAACGAAGUCGACACUGAUAAAAAUGGUUUCAUUGAUUAUAAUGAAUUUCUAAGAGCUGCCCUAGAUAAAAGAUUGAUGAAUUCUAGAGAAAAUCUUGCAGCUGCUUUUAAUAUGUUUGAUAAAGAUAAUAGUGGAGCAAUAAGCGCUGAUGAAUUAAGGUCAGUUCUUGGAGAAGGUCUAGAUACUACUGAUAAUGUCUGGACUGAAAUUUUGGACGAGGCUGAUAGCAAUGGAAAUGGAGAAAUUGACAUUAAAGAAUUUGAAGCCUUAGUUAUGAGUAAAUUAUGAUAG
Molecule: messenger RNA, 1449 nt
Organism: Blepharisma stoltei
Lineage: Eukaryota; Ciliophora; Heterotrichea; Heterotrichida; Blepharismidae
Source: the annotation of a GenBank genome assembly